This is a messenger RNA of Dipodomys spectabilis (banner-tailed kangaroo rat), 1530 nucleotides long. It is a transcript of the gene Adamdec1, whose product is annotated as ADAM like decysin 1. The transcript is spliced from 14 exons. Gene Ontology annotation, molecular function: metalloendopeptidase activity. The record is from RefSeq and is a predicted model, not a curated record. Lineage: Eukaryota; Metazoa; Chordata; Mammalia; Rodentia; Heteromyidae. Bases 1 to 1530 code for a protein of 509 amino acids. Gene Ontology annotation, biological process: proteolysis.
AUGCCCACACCAUCAGAGGACCUAAGGCAAGCAAACAUCUGUCCAGAUGUGAAUGCUCAGCAAGCAGCAACCGCAGAUGUAAACACCUCUCAGAAACAAAUGUUCUCACGCUCCCUGCCCUGCAACUUCUUGGUGAUUUUCCAACACACUGUAGCCAGGAUGUCUUGGGUCCUGUUCUCUGUUCUUUGGCUCAUCGUUCAAACUCAAGCCAAAACUGUAAAUCAAGGCCCUGAGCUCAAACUCCAGGAGAUAGUGCACCCUAGAAAACUACCCUUUGCCUAUCAAAGCGAGAUUGAGAAGGAAAAGAAUGAUGAAGAGGGAAGAUGUGCGCCUCAUGUUCGGUAUCAAAUUACCUUAAGUGGAGAAAAAAUUAUCCUUCACCUUCAAAACCCCAAGUUCCUCUUGGGGUCAGACGGCGCUGAAACAAAGCACUCAUCAGGAGCAGAGAACGUUACCAGGAACCCUCAGAACAGGAGGCACUGUCACUAUGAAGGUCACAUCCUAAAUGAACAGAACUCUGCGGCCAGCAUCAGUACCGGCGAUGGGCUGAGAGGAGACUUUACCUUCCAUGAUCAAAAGCUCGUGAUAAGGCCUCUGGGAAGUACAGACCAGGGAGAGCAUGCUGUCUUUGCUUACAACCAGGAGGAGCUGGAUACCGUGAAUGUUAAUCCUACCUGUGGUGUGAAUGGUAUGGGCAGGAAACAAAGGCAUAUUCGACCUUCCAGGUCGCUGAGAGUCUUAAAGCAAGAAGAGUUUCUUCAGACGCAGAAAUACGUUAAUCUCUUCUUGGUGCUGGAUAAUGCCUUUUAUAAGACAUAUCACGGUAACCUGACUCUGAUGAAAACCGUUCUGUUUGACGUGCUCAGCCUCCUGAAUGUGAUUUACAAUACUAUAGACGUUCAAGUAGCCCUGGUAGGGAUGGAAAUCUGGUCUGACGGUGACAAGAUAAAGGUGGAACCUACCAUAGGUACCACAUUUAACAACUUCCUGAGAUGGCACCGAUCUUCCAUAGGGAAAAUGAGGAUCCACAACCACGCUCAGCUCCUCAGUGGGAUUGGCUUCAGGCACGGGCGCGUAGGCAUGGUGGCCUCCAGUUCCCUGUGUUCUCUGUCUUCGGUGGCUGUUAUCGAGGCUAAGAGGAAGAACAAUGUGACGCUGGCAGCAGUGAUGUCCCAUGAAUUAGGCCAUGCCCUGGGCAUGCCUGACAUUCCGUACUUCACCAAGUGUCCCUCUGGCAGUUGUGCCAUGAAUCAGUAUCUGAGCUCAAAAUUCCCAAAGGAUUUCAGUACUUCCUGCCGGGAACAUUUUCAAAGAUACCUUUUAUCUCACAAACCAAAGUGCCUGCUACAAGCACCUAGUCCAAAAAGUGUAAUGACACCUCCAGUGUGUGGAAACCACAUUCUAGAAGUGGGAGAAGACUGUGACUGUGGCUCCCCUGAGGGAUGUACCAAUGGCUGCUGUGAGCCUCUGACCUGCCGACGAAAACCAGGACCUGGCUGUGAUCAGACACACCCUUACCUGACUCUGUGA